AUGCACCUUCGUCGGGCACCGAUUGCACCUCUCCCUGCUGCACUCCAGCUCUGCAACCAGCCGAAGCCGCUGCAGAGAGGUAUUCUUAUGGACCCAUGGGACGGGCGUGGUGAUUGUCGGGAGGGCGAUUGUGGGGACCGGGCAGGCGAAGCUGCACGUCCUGCUGGGUGCAGCAUGGUCAGCCUCUCCCUAACCGCCCUGCGCCCAUCUGCAUUCUCCAUCCAGCAGCACGGGAUCGCUCACCUGCACCCUCGUGAACGGCCAGAAACGGCAAGCCAGCAGCAGCGCAUCUGCCUCUGCCACCUAACUCCCCACACCCUCCUACUUACCAUCUACUUCCACCGAGCGGAAAACCAGAACCCUUCCGCCUUCUCCCAGCUCCCUCCUCUCCUCCACUUCCCACUCCCCCCCUCCUCGUCCCCCUCCGUUCAUAUCCAACUCGACCUCCCUAAUCCCUCUCGUCCCUCUCCUCUCGUCCUCUCCCCCACCCCACCCCCACCCCCCCUUCCCCGCCUCUCCUCUCACCCACUCCUCUCCCCCUCUCCUUUCGCCACCUCCUCGUCCCCCCUCCUCCUCUCUCCCCUCCUUUCCCCCUCACCUCCCUCUCCCACGCCGCUCUCCCACAUCCUCCCGUGCUCGACACCCCCUUCUCACGAAAACAACACAACACUCCACACGUCUGCAUACCUCAGCACUCCAUUGCCACUUGCCUCACCACGCCAAACGAAAGGUCCUGAAGGGAUGGAAUAA
Molecule: messenger RNA, 750 nt
Organism: Closterium sp. NIES-65
Lineage: Eukaryota; Viridiplantae; Streptophyta; Zygnematophyceae; Desmidiales; Closteriaceae
Source: the annotation of a GenBank genome assembly